UGUUUACCCCCGCUCUUUCUCCCGGUCUCCCUCUCUCCAGGUUCAGGCGUGCGGGGGGUCAGGUGGAGCAGCGCCGGGUCGAUAACCUCCAGGAUCUCAGCGGUAGUUUCGACAUCAUCGUAAACUGCUCUGGUCUGGGAUCGCGCUCGCUGGCCGGAGACGUCUCCGUGCAGCCGGUUCGAGGCCAGGUCCUGAAGAUGGAGGCCCCCUGGCUGCAGCACUUCAUCCGGGACGGGGACGGCCUCACGUACAUCUUCCCAGGGAUCCAGGGGGUCACUAUCGGAGGAACUCGGCAGGGGGGAGACUGGAACCUGCAGGUGGAUGACAACGACACUCUGGGCAUUUUGAAGCGCUGCAGCUCCCUGGAGCCCUCGCUGACACGAGCCCGAAUCCUGAGCUCCUGGGUGGGGCUGCGUCCCGACAGGAGGACCCCCCGCGUGGAGGUGGAGAGAGAGGUGGAGGUGAAGAAGGGGGGAAGGAGUGUUACUGUGGUGCAUAAUUACGGGCACGGGGGGGUCGGGGUCACCCUCGCCUGGGGGACGGCGAUGGAGGCGCUGGGGCUCGUGAAGAAGAGCCUCCAGGGAAAUAAAGCCAAGCUGUGAGGGGCUAGAGAGAAACUUAAUCCUGAUUUAUAGCCAAUAAUGUCCCUCGAAUAAACUUAGAGGGCCACGAAAUCUGCUGAUGACUAAAUCCUGCCUCUCGCUCUAAAAUAAACUAGUUAGUGUGAAACUAAAUCUGAUCAAAUCAAAAUCAAAUCAAAACUGAAAUCUUAUUUUCUUUUUUGAAAUGUCCCUCAUUAAAGCUUUGAAGAAGCCGGCACUUAGUUAAAGCCAGGGUGAAAACUUCCCUGAGCAAAACAUUGGAAAAAACUCACAUUUCUUAAAGCUCCCUGGAGCCCUCGCUGAAACGAGCCCGAAUCCUGAGCUCCUGGGUGGGGCUGCGUCCCGACAGGAGGACCCCCCGCGUGGAGGUGGAGGUGAAGGAGUGUUAUUGUGAUAACUAAAAGCUUUAAAAGACCCUUAGACCAAGCUUUGGAAGGAGGGUCCCCGGGUGGAGGUGGAGGUGAAGGGGUGUUAUUGUGAUAACUAAAAGCUUUAAAAGACCCUUAGAUCAAGCUUUGGAAGGAGGGUCCCCGGGUGGAGGCGGAGGUGAAGGAGUCUUACUGUGAUAACUAAAAGCUUUAAAAGCCCUUAGAUCAAGCUUUGGAAGGAGGGUCCCCGGGUGGAGGUGAUGCUGCUGCUUUUACUCACUCUAAAAUAAACCUGCUGAUAACUAACUUUUAACUAAAGUUAGUUUCUUGCUUAAUUAAUUGAAUCCAGAUUUGCCUGGCAACAACACUUAAAUAAACUUUGGAGGGGGGGCUACUGCUGAUGACUCACUUGUAACGAUAAAGAGAAACUUAAUCCCGAUUGCCUUCAAAUAAACUUAGAGGGAAACUAAAUAAAAUAAAUCAGCUGAUCACUAAAACCUGCUUCUCCAGCCGGUAACUCUCGCUCUUCAAUAAACUUAGUCUGCAAGGACUUGCCUUUAAAUGAAGUUAGGGUGAAACUCCAUCUGAGGUUCACUAACAGUAACACUCGCCUUUAAACUGUUGGAUUGAAAUCACUGAUAGACAACAAAUCAAAACUGAACUCUUUAAAACAUUUAAAAAAUGAACCUGAUUUAAAGUUGAGGAAGAGUCGACCCUUAGUUAAGGCUUGGAGAAAAAACUCACAUUCCUCAAAGCCUAGGAAAAAUGUGUUUAGAACGAAAAAAAUGUCUCGUACUGUAUUUAAGCUUUUUUUUUAAAUGACCCUCAUUUGAAGCUUUGAAGAAGCCGGCACUUAGUUAAGGCUUGGGAAAGAACUCCCCUUAUCUAAAAUUAGGAAAAACCAGCUCUUAGUUGAAGCUCGGAAUAAAACAACCUAAAUAUAAGCUUUAAGAAACUGCCUAAGGCUAAAUGUUGGAAAGAGCCGGCCCUUAGUUAAAGCAACUUAACUUAAGCUUUGAACAAAAGGAUCAACAUUUAAAAUACCUUUUAGUUUAAACUUGAAAAACCUGCCCUUAGUUUAAGCUUGAAAAACCUGCCCUUAGUUUAAACUUGAAAAACCUGCCCUUAGUUUAAGCUUGAAAAACCUGCCCUUAGUUUAAGCUUGAAAAACCUGCCCUUAGUUUAAACUUGAAAAACCUGCCCUUAGUUUAAACUUGAAAAACCUGCCCUUAGUUUAAACUUGAAAAACCUGCCCUUAGUUUAAGCUUGAAAAACCUGCC
This is a messenger RNA of Notothenia coriiceps (black rockcod), 2250 nucleotides long. Its product is annotated as D-aspartate oxidase-like. Gene Ontology annotation, biological process: L-aspartate catabolic process; D-amino acid catabolic process. Lineage: Eukaryota; Metazoa; Chordata; Actinopteri; Perciformes; Nototheniidae. The record is from RefSeq and is a predicted model, not a curated record. The annotation marks the transcript as partial. Gene Ontology annotation, molecular function: FAD binding; D-aspartate oxidase activity. Gene Ontology annotation, cellular component: cytoplasm. The transcript has a single exon.